UGGCUUACUGACACAUUGUUGGUUGUGGCCUAGGACUGCCAAGUCCUUUCCUGCCAAUUGAGCCCAUCAGACCCGGGUCAGGGGUGUGGGAACCUGGGGAGACCAUUCUCACCGGGGCAUGUGGGGCUCCAGUUGGCCCCACAGUGACUUGGAUGCCCAUUUGACUGUAGCAUGGGCUGUAGCACUUCCUCUGUAAAUUCGGCUCUGGCUCCCUUCCACUCUUCCCUCCCAUCCCAUCUGCACACCACCCCAGCCAGCUCUUCUCUGAGGAAAUUUGCAUCAUGCAGCAGCAGGAGGGCUCUUGAGGACUGCUUCCCUGAGCCAUGGUCUGUUCAGCUGCUCCUUUGCUACUCCUGGCCAUGACUCUCCCCCUGGUCGGGUCACCAGAUGCCCAAGCAUCCCAGCCUGGACACACUCAGGCUGGAGGGGAAUCUGGGCAGCAGUUGGAUCAAGAAAGUGGAGCAGGUGAAUCAGUCCUGGUCUCAGUCUAUGUACAGUUGGACUUUUCAAAUGAGACCUGGUCGGCAGCACUCUCCAAGCCCCAGACUCUUCCCACUGCCUCGGCUUCCUCUUCCCUGGGAACCCUCACUGGCCUCAGCCUCACAACAGAGUGCAGUGUCAACCACGAUGGGUGUACCUAUUGUGCUUGCCUUUCUGGGUACCAGUGGAACAACAGUGUCUGCUCCCGUCACCAACCCUGCCAAACCCUCCUCGAGCACCGGCCUUGUGGCUGUCUUAUCUUCUGCACUAAUGAAGCCGGGUACUGCCAGCUGCUGCCACCUGUCCCUGCAACCCUGAGCCUCAACUCCUGGCUGCAGAUGCCUGGCAGCACCCUGAACCUGACCCUUCUCACAAGCCAGGAGAUCACCAACCUGAAAUGGUUCCUGUGGCGCACAGGGAGCCCCAGCCCCAGCCCCAUCCUCCUGCAGGCAGGGACACGUGUGUCCUUGACCUCCAGCCGGGGCCGGGUUCUCCUCAGCAUUGUCAACAUCACCUAUAAAUGGGCAGGUGAUUACAUAUGCUGCUUUGAGGCCCAGGGAUUCAGGUGGGAGCUGCACCAGAUGGUGAAGGUGUCCCUGCGGGCGAUAGACGUGGCUCAGCUUCCAGACCAGCUCUCCAUCUCCUGUGCCUCCUCUCCUGGCUUCCAGCUGAGCUGCUGCAUCCCCAGCGAACAUCUGGGCUACACGGCUUCCUGGAGCCCUGGAGAGGGCAGCGAAGCCUCCUCAUUCAACACAUCGGACUCCCAGUGCUUUGUGCUGGCUGUUCGGCGCUGCCCUGCAGCUGACACCACAUACACUUGUGACCUGCAGAGCCCAGGACUGAGCCCUCUCAGGGUCCCCGUCUCUGUUACCAUCAUCCAGGGUGGAGACACCACCUGCCCUGAGGACUCUUCAGCUGGUGCCUGGAACGUCACCAAGGCUGGCCAUGUGGCACAGGCCCCGUGUCCUGGGAAUAAGACGGGCACAGUGAAGAGGACUUGUAGGCCUGAUGGGGUCUGGGGGCCCAUCCAUAGCAGCUGCACAGACACAGGGCUCCUGGCCUUGCUUUAUAGAGCCCGGCUGCUGCGGGCAGGCCAGGGCUGGCCUGAUGAGGAGGUGCCACAGAUCCUGGCGCAGCUGCCUGACCAGGUAGUGGUGGUGACCUCACCCUCUGACUUAUUAGCACUGGUGAACACCAUAAAAGUCCUGGCCAAAAUAGUGGCAAGUGCCAGAAUACAGCUCAACGGCAGUGCCCUGGAGGCUCUGCUGAAAACCACAGACAAGGUCCUUGACAUGGACGCCAGUUCCCUGUGGACCACAGCCCGGGCCCAGAUCUCCGCAGUGGGCUCCAAUCUCCUGCUGGCUGUGGAGACCCUGGCACGCAGUCUGUGCCCACAGGAUCACCCCUUCUCCUUCGGCUUGCCCAACGUGCAGCUGCAGACCCAGCUCCUCAGGCCCACACCUCCUUCCGACUACAGAGUCUCCUUCUCUACUCAGCCCAUGCUGCAGGCGCACAUUCCCAAGCACUCACUGGCCCCACUGGGCCAUAAUGGAACCAACGUCAGUGUUACUAGCCUGAUGCUGCGAAAACUGGACCACUUUCUGCCUUCAAACUAUGGACAAGGGCUGGGGGACUCCCUCUAUGCCACUCCUGGUCUGGUCCUUGCCAUCUCCAUCAUGGCAGGUGGCCAGGUCUUCAACAAGGGAGAGGUCAUCAUGGACUUUGGGGACACAAAUGGCACCCCUCACUGUGUCUUCUGGGACCACAAUCUCUUCCAGGGCAAGGGGGGCUGGUCUGAUGCAGGGUGCCAGGUGCAGGCAGCCAGUGCCAGCCCCACCACUCACUGUAUCUGCCGGCACCUCACUGCCUUCUCCAUCCUCAUGUCUAGACACACAGUUCCAAAAAACACCCUCCUGGAGCUGCUGGGUCAGGUGGGCUUGGGGGCCUCCAUUGUGGCCCUGCUUGUGUGCCUGGGUGUGUAUAGGCUAGUGUGGAGAUUUGUGGUGCAGAGCAAAGUUGCCUACUUACGCCACACGGCCCUGCUCAAUGUGGUGCUCUGCCUGCUGGCGGCAGACACCUGCUUCCUUGGAGCCUCGCUGCUUCCUCCAGGGCCCCACAGCCCACUCUGCCUGGCCACUGCCUUCCUCUGUCAUUUCCUCUACCUGGCCACCUUCUUCUGGAUGCUGGCUCAGGCUCUGAUGUUGGCCCACCAGCUGCUCUUUGUCUUCCAUCAGCUGUCCAAGCACCGAGUACUCUCCCUGAUGGUGUUCCUUGGCUACCUGUGCCCGAUGGGGUUUGCAGGUGUUACCCUGGGCCUCUACCUACCCCGAGGGCAAUACCUGGGGGAGGGGGCAUGUUGGUUGGACAGGAAGGGAGGAGUGUUCUACACCUUCGUGGGACCAGUGCUGGCCAUCAUGGGUGUGAACGGGCUGGUACUAGCCAUGGCUGUGCUGAAGCUGCUGAGACCUUCGCUGUCAGAGGGACCCCAGGUGGAGAAGCGUCAAGCCCUCCUGGGAGUGAUCAAAGCCCUGCUCAUUCUCACACCCAUCUUCGGUCUCACCUGGGUGCUGGGCCUGGCCACUCUGUUAGAGGAAGUCUCCAUAGUCCCCCACUACCUCUUCACAGCUCUCAAUACCUCCCAGGGUGUCUUCAUCUUAUUGUUCGGCUGCCUCAUGGACAGGAAGGUUCAAGAGGCUUUGCGCAAACGUUUUUGCCGCUCCCAGCCCCCCAACUCCACCAUCUCCCUGGGUGAACAGCCUUCUCCAGGUGGACAUUCCCAGGUGAGCUGAAGGAGUGUGGAGGCCUCGGAGAGAAGACGGCAUAGCAUCUUCUACUGCCUUCCUAGAAAGCUGCAGUGUCACCAGCACCACCCCUUGACUCAGUUCACUCUGAAAAUUCCUUUUCACACUAUCAUUAUUUUUAGAUAGCCUGAAAAACCCAUGUUGUGGAGGAAAUGCCAUUGGUGGGUCUGGUAACCGGAGGGGAGAGGAGCCCACAGAGGCUUCAGGGCAAGCUUUUUCACAGGAAAGACAAAAGUUUUGAGUGACCCACCUAUGAUGAGAGAGUCGAGGGUGUGUCCUUGAAGCCACCAGGAUGAGUCCCGGCCAACGCUCUGAACUCUUCCUGGCCCCAGAGCUCAGCCCUUGGGAAAGACAGGCUUCUGUUUUCAUUAGUCACACUCAUUUUUCUCAUUUACCUGUCCCCACCCUUGCCUAUCCAAGCAAGAAAAGCACGAAAAACUAGCUAAAGUGAACUAAUGAGUAAGCAUGGCUUUGCUGUAAAAAUAAUUAACAGAUAUCAAAGUUCAGAAUAAUUGCAAGUAAAACCUGUCUUAACAGUUUUCAUUAUUCAGUGAUUUCUUUUCUCAUUAUUUCUUCCCUAUAAUUACAAGGAAAGGAUGGCUUAAUUGACAGGAACUCUGAUCUUCCAGAGAGUGGAGGCAAAGAGCAGAAUUUGGUUUGUUUCUUUUCAAAAUUUAGGAAAAGGUGAAAUUAACAGAUCCCUCUUUCUUUAACCUCUAUGAAACACAUUAAUCCAAAAUGUAAGUUUCAUAGAGGUAUGCUUGUAUGUAAAGUCACUGAUACCAGCACAAUUUUAAGAAUGUGGUAUAAAUUUUAAAGUAGAAAGUUAUCACAGACGGCCAGGAAUUAUGAAGAAAAGAUGACAAAUAUUGACAUUUAAAAGUGACAGGAUCAGGGGAGAGUAUAGCUCAAGCACUAGAGCACAUGCUUAACAUGCACAGGGUCCUGAGUUGAAUCCCCAGUACCUGCUCUAAAAAUAAAUAAACCUAAUUACCUCCCCCACCCCUGCCAAAAUAAAAUAAAUAAUGCAAUGAUAAAUAAAAGUGACAGGAUCAAGCUAAGGCUAGAUAUAGAGAAGAAAUAUUUAAGAAAAGACUUUAGAGAGCAUCAAGAUGCCUAGAUGGAUUAACUUAUGGAAUCUACAAAAGGAUGAUGACAGGGUUCUGAAAAAUUUUUAAACUAGAUAAAUAAAAAAAAAUUCUGAUGAAUGAGUAAUUAUAGAAUUCAUGGAUUUUUUAAAUAAAAUGGAAUAGGGGUGUUUUCUUUUGAAAUAGAAAGUGAUAAUGCUAACUAAAAGUGGUAAAUGCCAUUGAAAACAUUUUUCUUACACAUGCUAUACCUCCACUUAAUGAUUUGUGUGAUUUGUAUUAAUUGUGUAUGAACCAGCCCAAGUAUUUCUCUAAAUGGAUUCAAUCAUUCUUUCAAGUAGAAGGUACCAACUCACCAGGACCACUGCAAGGUUUCUGUGCCUCGUACUUGUUCCAGCCCCCAUGGGAGGCAGCAGCUACUCAAUCAGUGGGGGCUUCGCCUUUGCUGGUUUCCCUGGCAACAGAGUCAUGUCUCGAUUCCACUUUCACUUAUAUUAAUAUUUAGUCUUAAUAUUUUUAAUUAUCGAACUAUAUUUUGAAAAAUUAAAGUACUAAAGAAGCAGCAGA
Camelus dromedarius (Arabian camel) is the source of this 4936-nucleotide messenger RNA. RefSeq names its product adhesion G protein-coupled receptor F3 (gene ADGRF3). Gene Ontology annotation, biological process: adenylate cyclase-activating G protein-coupled receptor signaling pathway; cell surface receptor signaling pathway. The transcript has 13 exons. The record is from RefSeq and is a predicted model, not a curated record. Gene Ontology annotation, cellular component: membrane. The coding region runs from base 324 to 3269 and encodes 981 amino acids. Lineage: Eukaryota; Metazoa; Chordata; Mammalia; Artiodactyla; Camelidae. Gene Ontology annotation, molecular function: G protein-coupled receptor activity.